This is a messenger RNA of Symbiodinium sp. CCMP2456, 1788 nucleotides long. The record is from the annotation of a GenBank genome assembly. Lineage: Eukaryota; Dinophyceae; Suessiales; Symbiodiniaceae.
GUGCCUGCAACAACCUUGCAGUCCUUGGCGAACACCGUCUCCAUCGAGCAGCCUUCCAGCCUGGGGCCGCAAAGAAGCACUGAUGCGACAGCCAAUGCAUUUAGAACAGCGAGCAGGUUCGUGAAAAGGUGGGGCUUACAAUGGAAGAUUCCGAUAUCGACUUACGAGCAUAGCGACGAUGUUCACAUCCCCUUCCUGGCUCCACGCGAUAUACUUUCACACAUGAUAGGCAAGUGCCCUGAGCUUCUUUUCGGAGGAUACAAAACACGAGACAAAAUUCGUGAACUGCUUUCCAACUUCUGGUGCUCAUACAGGGCUUGGCAUCCGAGCCACGAGGUUUUUCGAGAGGCCCGCGACGGCGAUUUGAACCUUCAUUACACGCUGCCUAUCCUGAUCCACGGAGACGAAGGCCGUGGAGUUCGCAAAGGGAACGUCGCUGUUUGUUCAAUGGAAACUCCAUUUGGCCUGGCAACCCACACUGAAGAUCGUUCUUGCGAGUGGCCAUGCUGUGAUCCGAACAACAAGGACACAACACCAUGUGCCUGGCAGACUGUCAACCUGCAGUUUCACUCCUUCCUUACGAAGUACCUCCUCUUUUUGAUGCCCAACAAGAUAUACAAGCAAGAGGGGGUGCUUGCCGGACUGCUCCGUGCUGUAUUUCUACAACUUCGUUGUCUCUUCUUCGAAGGGAUUCAGAUUGGUCAACAGAUUUGGCACGUGGCUGUCAUAGGCUGCAAAGGUGACAUGGCCUGGUUUCUGAAGCUGGCGGAUUUGGAUCGCAGUUUUGCACGGCUCAGCAAAAAGCAAGAUCAGAUGUGCUGUCACGAAUGCCUCGCAGGCUGUACUGCGAUGCCCUUCGAAGACCUGUCAGAUGAUCCUGGUUGGGCCCCAUCCGUGUACACUCAGCGACCCUGGCUUCAGGAGCCUGCUAGUGGACUGUGUCUCAUUCCAUAUGAUGUCGCUUGCCCUGAAUCCAUCCUUCGACGGGACAUCUUUCAUAAUCUGAAGGUGGGGGUCCUUCAGGACUUCAUCGCUGGGUCCCUAGUAGUGAUAGCAAACUUCGGUUAUUUCCAUGAAGGCGCGAACCACAUCAACAACUCCAUCGUCACCGUUCUUUCCAGGAUGCAUGGACACUUCAAGUUGUGGUGUGCUGCCAUGGGCAAGUCCCCAAGCUUGCAGGGCUUCACGAAACAGUUUCUCAACAUCCCAACAAAGAAACAUUAUGGUUGGAGCAAAUCUAAAGGAAAUGAUUCAGUUCUGCUUGUGCAGUGGCUUUUGGUCCUGACGAAAGCUUGUGAGCGAGACCUGCGACGGGAAGAUGAUCGCGGUAUGCUGGAGGCCAUCUACACAGCAGCAAGUGCUGCAAAUGACUGGCUCAAGCAUAUGUAUGCUCAUUCCCUGUGGUGGUCGCAAGACUGUGCAAAGAAAAGUUUGGAGCUUGGAACUAAGUUCAUUCGAACAUACGGUUUCUUGGCCUACACAAGCCUUCACAAGUACAAACUUUCCACGUAUGCAAUCAAGCCGAAGUUACAUAUGCUGCACCACAGCACCCACUCGCUUCGAUGCGAUUUGCGACGAAAUCUGAAACAGAUACCUUCGCUACUUCUUUCCAACUGUGAGAUGAAUGAGGACUUUAUUGGAAGGAUUUGCCGCACGGCAAGAAAAAUGCACCAGCGGAAUGUAUGCCAGCGAGUGCUGGAAAUGUACUUGAUCAAAGGCUAUGCUUUACACAAGCGGUUCUUGAAAGGCCCAGGUCUGCAUGCUCGCAAAAAGCGAAAGCACAGCUGA